AACAACCCUCUCCCCUCUCUCACGAAGCCAGCAGAGAUACGAAGAGAAUCAUUAAACAGAAUAUUCCGAUGACCGGAGAAUUCGAACUUGCGAACAGUUACCAGAUCUGCGACGAGAUUGGCAGAGGACGAUUCGGAACAAUCACUCGCUGUUUCUCUCCCGCGACGAAAGAGUUCUACGCGUGCAAAACGAUCGACAAGCGCGUGCUCGUCGACGCUCUCGAUCGCGAGUGUAUAACGACGGAGCCGAGGAUCAUGGCGAUGCUGCCGCCGCAUCCCAACAUCGUCAUGAUCCACGACCUCUUCGAGACGGAGGACACUCUCGCGAUCGUCAUGGAGCUCGUCGAUCCGCCGACGACGAUCUACGAUCGGCUGAUCUCCGCCGUCGGAGGAAGGCUAUCCGAAUCGGAAUCCGCCUCGUACGCGAGGAAGCUCCUCCGCGCGGUGGCUCAUUGCCACCGCCGCGGCGUGGUUCACCGCGACGUGAAACCUGACAACGUGCUAAUCGAUCUCGGAAGCGGCGGAGUUAAGCUCUGCGAUUUCGGAUCGGCGGUGUGGCUCGGCGGAGAAAAGACGGAGACGGCGGAGGGAGUGGUGGGGACGCCGUAUUAUUUGGCGCCGGAGGUUGUGAUGGGGAGGAGGUACGGCGAGAAGGUGGAUGUGUGGAGCGUUGGCGUUGUGAUAUACACUAUGUUGGCCGGAGAGCCGCCGUUUAACGGCGAGACGGCGGAGGAGAUAUUCGAAACGAUACUGAGAGGGAAUCUGAGGUUUCCUCGGAAGGUGUUCGGAUCGGUAUCAGCGGAAGCUAAGGAUCUAUUGAGGAGAAUGAUUUGCCGCGACGUUUCCAGGAGAUUUUCAGCAGAAGAUGCUCUUCGUCAUGCAUGGAUCGUGAACGUGGGGAACCUACAAAGCAAUUAACUGAAGCUCUCUAUGGUUUCGAAGUUUUUGAUUAGAGUUAAAGAGUGGUGAUAUCAUAUCGAUGUGUAUUAGUGUAUUCGAGUAUAGGUCAAACGUACGUAGCUGUAUUUUAAUAAUCCUACGGUUUGAGCUUCGGUUUUAGAGAAUGUUGCCUGACAACAUUUUGUAACGACCCGAAUAAAAAUGACCUUGAGA
Brassica napus (rape) is the source of this 1112-nucleotide messenger RNA. Its product is annotated as phosphoenolpyruvate carboxylase kinase 2. Gene Ontology annotation, cellular component: cytoplasm; nucleus. The record is from RefSeq and is a predicted model, not a curated record. Gene Ontology annotation, biological process: protein autophosphorylation; peptidyl-serine phosphorylation; intracellular signal transduction. Bases 69 to 917 code for a protein of 282 amino acids. The transcript has 2 exons. Gene Ontology annotation, molecular function: calcium/calmodulin-dependent protein kinase activity; calmodulin binding; ATP binding. NCBI's taxonomy places the organism in Eukaryota, Viridiplantae, Streptophyta, Magnoliopsida, Brassicales, Brassicaceae.